ACCGGGAGAGGAAGGCUCUUUUUCGGUCAGAUGGCGUGCUGCAGUCCGCCCCCGUCAUUCUCCAGCCCACACAGACAGCAAAAAGGCAGCCAGCAACCAAUACGGUGCGCCGGAGGAGGAUUUCUGCCAGUGAUUUCAGACGAGUAUUGCUCUGGCAGAUCCGACCCGUGACAUCGGUGGCUGGAGCGACACCCUUGCUAAAUUACGCCGGUUUCCUUUUUACACAUCUGUAAACCUGACCUAAAGAAGGUUCAUGUCUUUCCUUUCUCCUGCCUAAACUUUCCAGUGCUGUGUGCCAUGUCUCUGCCACGCACACUUGGUGAGUUGCAGCUGUAUCGGGUCCUCCAGAGGGCCAACCUGCUGGCCUACUAUGAAACCUUUAUCCAGCAGGGUGGUGACGAUGUCCAGCAGCUCUGCGAGGCAGCGGAGGAGGAGUUCCUGGAGAUCAUGGCACUAGUUGGCAUGGCCACCAAGCCACUGCAUGUGCGUAGGCUGCAAAAGGCCCUCCGAGACUGGGCGGCGAACCCUGCCCUUUUCAGCCAGCCUGUUGCUAAUGUUCCUCUUGGGGGCAUCCCGCUCUUUAAAGUUGAUGGCACUGGCACAAGUGGAUCAGCUGGCGGGCCCAGAAAGUCUGUGAGUAAUGGGCAGCCAGGAUCCCCCUGUGAGAGAGAGGAUCGGAUGUGCCUUACACCAAUGCACAGCGGGAGUCCAAGAAGCCCCUGUUCCCAGGCCUCUCCACAGCCCCCAGACACACACUACAGGGAAAAACUUUCUCCUAUGGAUCCACACUGGCUCAGCCCAGAGCAUGAUGGGAACUGUACUUUGGGUUCUGCACCUGGAACAGAAGAGGAGCCAUCCAGCCCACCUCUGCUGUCAACAUGUCCUCCCGGUCCUUCCACGUCUCCGAGCCCCUCUGCAUCUUUCACCCCGGCAGCUCCGUCUGCCUGGCCCGGAGGACAGCUGGAUGGGGAGACAGCGAGGGCCGUGGUGGAGACUGUGGAGAGGCUCCUCACGACCCUGCCUAGGUCAGAUCCUGCAGAGGUGAAGACUUUGCUGAGGAUGAAUAAGAAGAUGGCAAAGACUGUGGGACACAUCUUCAGAAUGGGGUCCCAGGACGUGAACAAGGAAGAGGAGAUCCGGAAAUACAGUCUUAUUUAUGGGCGCUUUGACUCCAAGAGGAGGGAAGGCAAGCAACUCACACAUCAUGAGCUGAUCAUCAAUGAAGCUGCAGCCCAGUUCUGCAUGCGUGACAAUGCCCUUUUGCUGAGACGGGUGGAGCUCUUUUCUCUGGCUCGGCAGGUGGCGAGAAAAUGUGCCUACACCUCCACGCUAAAGCAUGCAAGGACGAACGCGGACGAGAGCAGCCUUCUGCCUCAGAAGAGAGCGAGGCUCGAGGGAGUCGUGCCCGAGAGUGUGUCAUCACUCCUCGGAGUGGAGGGAUCCGAGAGUUUGACUCAGAGGGCAGAUGACGACAGCUUAUCUGCAGAAAGCCUGGACAGUGUAUCACAUGACAUGGGCUCCCAGUGCAACCAGUCUCCAUCUCCCCGUCCUCACACUGACACCUCCAACCCCGCCAGCUGGAGUCGCCACCUCAUACAGCAAACGCUCAUGGACGAAGGGCUGAGACUGGCUCGCAUGGUGUCACAUGACCGGGCAGGAAAGAUCAGCCUAGGUUCAGACGGAGCUCACGCCACAGACCAUGACAUUAAAGUGGAGAGGCAGAGCUCGAUAGCAACGUGCAGGAGCAGUAGCCCUUGUGUCACCAAAGAUGACUCCAACCACCGAGGGAAAUGAAACCUUCAGGAGCUUAUCAGGGAACUCAAACGUGGGCCUGCCACUGAGCUCCAAUCAGAGACUUGUAAACAGGCCACGUUUACUUCACUGACAUCUGAUGGAGAGGAAGACUCUUACUGACUUCAAGCCAGUACAGGAAAUGUGAGAAAUUACCAGCAACUGAUAUUAUAAAUCUGCAGUGACUUCUGAAUCCUGAGGUUGUGAAUGAAGUUCAAAAUGUUUUUGAUUUUAUAUUCAGUGAAUACACAGGGAAGAGCCUCCUUUUGUUGUUUUAUUUUUUAACACAUGGACAAAAUGUCCCACAGAGUUGAGCUGAUAUAAGAAAAAAAUGCUCAAAAAAAGAACUGAAUUACUUUGUUGUGAUCAUUGCUGUGUGUUGGAUGUGCCACCUGCUUGAGACAAAACGGGCUCACCACAGCAGGGGGCACUGCAACUUUGAAAACUAAUCCUCUAGUUCCUCCGCACUGAGCGACACAUAGUUGUGUUUAGCAGAGAUACUUAAUAACACUUGCAGCAAGUUAGAGCAUAAAAGCAGUAGGAUUAACCCCCCCUGAAGCUCCUCACUCUCAGGAAACAGACGGAUGUUCUGGUGUUAAAGACAGAAUAUUUUUAAGAGAGACUUUGGGGGAACGUGUUUUCAUCCAGAUUGCAUGCAGGCAAACCCAGCUAUGAGGAUGAGAUGCCUUUUGUCUUUUGCUGCAUCAGCUUACACCCCAUCAGAUUUAAAAAACAAACAAAAAAUAAAAACACACCUCGCUCACAACUUUCUGUUGCACGAAUGGUUGAAGUGAUGAUGGUGCAACAUUUCGUCCUCUUUCAUUAUGUGAAAGUGUACACACAGCACUGUUUCUAAGCUGCGUGGCAUGAAACAGGAGCAGUGUAGGCUGUGAAAUCAGCUUUCAGGGUUGGUUACAGCGUCUCGCUCGAGGUUCCUUCAGCGGGGGGAAGAAUUCGGCUUUGAGCUCAGCUGCUCCUCUCUGUCAUCUGCAGUUUAAUCUCGUGCACUAAAGCCACCAUUGUACAGCCUUUGAAAAACCUACAUUCAAAACUAAGUUGUAAGAUUUAUAAUUUUUUUUAUGGAUUGGAUUUUUUUUGUAGGUGUACUGGAAACAUACACUAUGGCAGUUUGUCUUUGGGAUGAUAUUUUUUGUAGUCAUAGAUUAACGAGGUGAACCGUAUGUCAGUUCUUCUGUGAUCUGAGGCACAUACCUCUGAGGGUGGCUAAUCUCACAUUAGGAGAAUAAAAACACAUGCAGGAAUUUACGGAGAGAAAUCUACUGGAGCUUGACUUUUACAACAGCAUCUCGUACAAGCAAAAUCAACCUCUCUGGGCCCCACACAGGGUGUUAAAAUGUGUAACAGUCUUAUGAUUUUGUAUUCUAAUCUCAGAGUAUGCCCGUGAGGGAGGCCGCUGUGCAUCAUUACACCUGCUCGUCUCUUCAGCAUUAGUAACCUCCUCAGUUCAUUGUUGCA
Molecule: messenger RNA, 3267 nt
Organism: Pelmatolapia mariae (spotted tilapia)
Lineage: Eukaryota; Metazoa; Chordata; Actinopteri; Cichliformes; Cichlidae
Gene: nab2
Product: NGFI-A binding protein 2 (EGR1 binding protein 2)
Exons: 8
Coding region: 298-1794 (498 amino acids)
Biological process (GO): negative regulation of DNA-templated transcription
Cellular component (GO): nucleus
Molecular function (GO): transcription factor binding; transcription coregulator activity
Source: RefSeq, a predicted model, not a curated record